Fusarium graminearum PH-1 is the source of this 348-nucleotide messenger RNA. RefSeq lists its product as uncharacterized. The record is from RefSeq and is a predicted model, not a curated record. The coding region runs from base 1 to 348 and encodes 115 amino acids. NCBI's taxonomy places the organism in Eukaryota, Fungi, Ascomycota, Sordariomycetes, Hypocreales, Nectriaceae. The transcript has a single exon.
AUGAAAGAGGCAAAAUCUAUCCAUGACAUCAUCCGCCAGCAUCCAAGGGAGCGAGUUCUCGUUCAGCCACUGGAAUGGGUACAACUGCACCUGGAGCUGCUCAAGUGCUCCUUCAAGGACGAGUCCCCUGAAACUCUAUCAGAGGCUUCGGAUACAACUGCAUCCGAGGCAUCGGGGAGUAAGAAGACCAUCGAUCGUGAUGCAAGGACAGCUGAGCGCUUGGCAACUUCGGAUAUGAAAAAUGCAGCCAUCAAGAAGCUGAUUUCUGAAGACGGCGGACCUCUAAGGUUCCAGAGGUAUGACAUGAGCUAUUUGAUUUCAGUCGGCUUUCUGACCGCUGUUCAAUAG